Mus caroli (Ryukyu mouse) is the source of this 4357-nucleotide messenger RNA. RefSeq names its product ubiquitin specific peptidase 35 (gene Usp35). Gene Ontology annotation, molecular function: cysteine-type deubiquitinase activity. NCBI's taxonomy places the organism in Eukaryota, Metazoa, Chordata, Mammalia, Rodentia, Muridae. The record is from RefSeq and is a predicted model, not a curated record. Gene Ontology annotation, cellular component: cytosol; nucleus. Gene Ontology annotation, biological process: protein deubiquitination.
GACUGGGAACUCGCAGGGUAACCCCCGCUCUGGCUCCGCCCCGUUUCCCCGCACCUCACCCCUCCCCCAGUUCCGUCCCGCAGCCCUGAGACCGCGCAGCAGAGUUGCACUGCCCAGGUCCAUCUAGGGUUGUGCGGAGCGGGGUGGGUGGAGUUGGGCAUCACAGUAGCAGCAGCAUCCCUGCGGUCUGGGACCCCUCGGUAGGGGAGCGGAGGACCCGCCCUGACCUCGCCUGGCCCAGCCUAGUCUAGUCCGGCCCAUGCGCCCCGCCCAGGAGUGGGUUCUAAGGCAAGAAAACUGAGGCCCUUCUACAGUAUCAGCACCCAAGGAUCUGGACCGGGUUGUGGGUCAGAUCUUGGCCCAGUCCCUGUCCCCAGCCCUGUGCGGCCAUCAUGGACAAGAUCCUGGAGGCCGUGGUGACUUCGUCCUACCCUGCGAGUGUGAAGCAAGGGCUGGUGCGGCGCGUGCUGGAGGCCGCGCGGCAGCCCUUGGAGCGGGAGCAGUGUCUGGCGCUGCUGGCCCUGGGCGCGCGCCUCUACGUGGGUGGCACGGAGGAGCUGCCGCGCCGCGUGGGCUGCCAGCUGCUGCACGUGGCGGGUCGCCACCACCCCGACGUCUUCGCCGAGUUCUUCAGCGCGCGCCGCGUGCUGCGCCUGCUGCAGGGCGGUGCAGGGCCCCCGGGGGUGCGUGCGCUGGCCUGCGUGCAGCUAGGGCUGCAGCUGCUGCCCGACGGGCCCGCAGCGGACGAGGUGUUCGCGCUGCUGCGGCGCGAGGUCCUGCGCACCGUGUGCGAGCGCCCGGGCCCCGCCGCCUGCGCGCAGGUCGCCCGGCUGCUGGCGCGCCACCCGCGCUGCGUACCCGACGGCGCGCACCGUCUGCUCUUCUGCCAGCAGCUGGUGCGCUGCCUCGGCCGCUUCCGCUGCCCAGCCGAGGGCGAGGAGGGCGCGGUGGAGUUCCUGGAGCAGGCCCAGCAGGUGAGCGGGCUCCUGGCGCAGCUGUGGCGCGCGCAGCCCGCCGCCAUCCUUCCCUGCCUCAAGGAGCUGUUCGCUGUCAUCUCCUGCACAGAGGAGGAGCCACCGUCCAGCGCCUUGGCCAGCGUGGUCCAGCACCUCCCACUGGAGCUUAUGGAUGGUGUGGUCCGGAACCUCAGCAAUGAUGAUAGUGUGACGGACUCCCAGAUGCUGACUGCCAUCAGCAGGAUGAUCGACUGGGUGUCCUGGCCCCUGGGGAAGAACAUUGACAAGUGGAUCAUUGCCCUGCUGAAGGGCCUGGCUGCUGUUAAGAAGUUCAGCAUCUUGAUCGAGGUUUCGCUCGCCAAAAUUGAGAAGGUCUUCUCUAAGCUGCUGUACCCCAUCGUGCGGGGAGCUGCCCUGUCUGUCCUUAAGUACAUGCUCCUGACUUUCCAGCACUCCCAUGAGGCCUUCCACCUGCUUCUCCCUCACAUUCCCCCAAUGGUGGCCUCUCUGGUCAAGGAGGACUCGAACUCUGGGACCAGCUGCCUGGAGCAGCUGGCAGAGCUGGUGCACUGCAUGGUGUUUCGGUUCCCAGGCUUCCCAGACCUGUAUGAGCCUGUCAUGGAAGCCAUCAAGGAUCUCCACAUUCCCAAUGAGGACCGAAUCAAGCAGCUGCUGGGGCAGGAUGCCUGGACCUCACAGAAGAGUGAACUGGCUGGCUUCUAUCCCCGGCUCAUGGCCAAGUCAGACACGGGCAAGAUUGGCUUAAUUAACUUGGGCAACACAUGCUACGUGAACAGUGUCCUUCAGGCCUUAUUCAUGGCUUCUGACUUUCGACACUGUGUGCUCCGCUUGACUGAGAACAACUCCCAGCCCUUGAUGACCAAGCUGCAGUGGCUCUUUGCCUUCCUGGAGCACAGUCAGAGGCCUGCCAUCUCUCCUGAGAACUUCCUCUCUGCAUCCUGGACGCCCUGGUUCAGCCCUGGCACCCAGCAAGACUGUUCAGAGUAUCUGAAGUACCUGCUGGAUCGGCUUCAUGAAGAAGAGAAAACUGGGACGAGGAUCUGCCAGAAGCUCAAGCAGUCCAGCUUGCCAUCCCCACAGGAAGAGCUCCCCAGCGCCAAUGCAACGUCGGUGGAGAAGAUGUUCGGAGGCAAGAUUGUGACCCGGAUAUGCUGUCUCCACUGCCUCAAUGUUUCCUCAAGGGAGGAAGCCUUCACAGACCUCUCUUUGGCCUUCCCUCCUCCUGAGAGAAGUCGCCACCGCCGCCUUGGCUCCGUGAUGCUCCCCGCGGAGGAUGUGCGAGCUCAGGAGUUGACACUGGCUCCCAGAGCCCCCGGGGCGCAGAGGCAGAGGAAGCGCUGCAUCACAGGGGACGCUCCUCACACGGGGCUGGACAGUGAAGGUGUGGACACCAUAGGCACUGGUGGACAGAGUGGGCAGGAGAAGGUGGAGAGGGAGCAGGCUGGGAAGGAGAAGGAGGUGGCAGAGGACAGGGAAGAGGAAGGAACAAGGGAAGAGGAGAAAGAAGAGGGGGAAGAGAAAGACAAAGAGAAAGAGAAGAAGGAAGAGGAAAAGGAAAAGGAAAAGGAAGCUGAGGACGGCAAGGAGAAGGAAGGGGACAGCUUAGGACCAGGGACCCGCAGGGAGGCUGCCACUCCACCUAGGGAGCAGGCAUGUGGCCCUGAGGGUUCCCGCUCUGUACUGGACUUGGUCAACUACUUCCUGUCCCCUGAGAGGCUGACAGCUGAGAACCGCUACUACUGUGAGUCCUGUGCCUCCCUGCAGGAUGCGGAGAAGGUGGUGGAGCUGAGCCAGGGUCCACGCUACCUCAUCCUCACACUACUGCGCUUCUCCUUUGACCUGCGUACCAUGCGGCGGCGUAAGAUCCUGGACGAUGUCACCAUCCCCCUUUUGCUGCGCCUGCCACUGGCUGGGGGUCAGGGCCAGGCCUAUGACCUCUGUAGUGUGGUGGUGCACUCUGGAGUGUCCUCAGAGAGUGGCCACUAUUACUGCUAUGCUCGUGAGGGUGCUGCUCGGCCAGCUCCUGUCCUGGGAUCCACAGAGAGGCCUGAGCCUGAGAACCAGUGGUACCUGUUUAAUGAUACCCGGGUGUCUUUCUCAUCCUUUGAGUCUGUCAGCAAUGUCACCUCCUUCUUCCCUAAGGACACUGCCUAUGUGCUCUUCUACCGCCAGAGGCCCAGGGAGGACCCUGAGGCUGAGCCCGGCUCCCCUAGAGUCCGAGCAGAGCCUACCCUCCACAAGGACCUGAUGGAGGCCAUUUCCAAAGACAAUGUCCUCUACCUGCAGGAGCAGGAGAAGGAGGCCCGGAGCAGGGCAGCUUAUAUCUCUACACUCCCUGCCCCUCCACACUGGGGUAGGGGCUUCGAUGAAGACAAAGAUGAGGAUGAAGGCUCUCCAGGGGGCUGCAACCCUGCAGGUGGCAAUGGUGACUUCCACAGACUGGUCUUCUAAUGGGAGUUCCCACUUGUUGGGGCUAUCACAGCCAACCUCAGAGUGGGCCAGGUGGAGCUCAGGGCCCAGGUAGAACACUCUGCCAUCUGGGGUCUUAGGGAGCUGUGGAGGCAAGCCCAGGGUGGAGCAGGCCUUUCUGAGGGCAAGGAGGAUGAAGAGGGACCAUUUGGGAUAUCAGUCUGUAGCUUGAAGUGCACGGAGAAACUGAAACCCACAGCUCCUUAGGCAUUCAUCCUCUUACGAUGUUAUAGACUACUGUCCAGACUAACAAAGAGAGCAUCCACUCUGGGCUUUGCCUCCCUGCAGGGCCAAUCCUGGAAAGGCCAGCCAGCUCAGGAGCCAGGGUGGUGUCAGCUUGGUGUCCUGUGUCCAGUAGCACUUCUUUCUAGUUCCUUCACUCAGCUCUUUCUCAAUAGGAGAAAAAGCAUAGUUGAAGUCAAGCCCUUGGGACAAGAAGGGGCGGCUAUGUCCCCAAUGCCCACCCUCUUGUUUUUUUUAAGGGGGUCCUUAAAAUAAGGUAUAUGAGUGUCUGCACCUGCUGUGUGUUUUAGAGGCAUGUGGAUAGAAGGCAGCAUAGCACAGGAUCAAAGACAAGACUCUUACCACAUGCCCCUCCCCUACCCCAAGUGACACUGUGGGAGAGCCCCUGCCCUCCCUAGCCUGCCUCAGUGCCUGAGAUGCUGCCACUGCAUCCCUGUCUAGUUAAGGUCCAGAGUCCUUAUUUUACUGAAGACAUUAGUCUGUCAGAAAGCCAUUGUCAUCCGAGGAAGCUAGCUGGCUUGGCUCCUCUGAUGGAAUGUGAGGGCUGGGUAGGUAUGAACUGUGUAUAAUGCACCUGACCUCAUCGUGCUCUGAGACUACUAUAGCCCCUUCUCAGUGAAGAGAAGAAACCUGUGUUCUUAAAUAGGAAUAAAACUCGCUUCUCUGAA